Emiliania huxleyi CCMP1516 is the source of this 1593-nucleotide messenger RNA. RefSeq lists its product as hypothetical. The annotation marks the transcript as partial. NCBI's taxonomy places the organism in Eukaryota, Haptophyta, Isochrysidales, Noelaerhabdaceae. The record is from RefSeq and is a predicted model, not a curated record. Gene Ontology annotation, biological process: regulation of GTPase activity. The transcript has 4 exons.
AUGUAUGGCGGUGCGGCCGCCCAGCCAGCGCCGCUGCCAGCCUCGCUUUCGGCGGCUGCGCGGCGGCUCAAGCGCUUCCGCUCUCUCCUCGGGUCGGAGGCGCAGCUGGCCAACCGCGAGCGAGCCUCGCUUGACAGCCUGCUGGCCUCCGCCUCGCAGCUGUCGCGGCAGGUCGCCAACCUGCAGCACGCACUCGAGGGCCUGGCCGUCGGCGCCGGCAGCGCCGGAGGGACGCACCCGGGCCCCGUGACUUGUCUGUGCGCCUCUCCCGAGCCGGCGGUCCCGCCGCUCACGCUACGCCGGCACCUCGUCUCCUUCGGCGCGCUGCUCACGGCGCUGCGGUGGCAGCCGACGGCGCUUGCGACCGCGCUCGGGGCGGGCGGCACGCCGCCCACGCUCGCCGCCCAGCUCGUGCUCUGCUUUCUGUACCGGCAGCUCUGGCGCCUCCGCCCUGCCCGCCUGCCGCUCUCCGCGUCGCCUCUUCUGGUGGCGGUCGCGUCGGGGUACAUGCGGCUGAUGGCCGGCGGCACCGACUGGCUGCAGGCCGUCCUCAGCCACGCUCUGCGCCGUGUCGCGGAGGGCCGAGGCACCGGGCUCGGUGAAGAGGCGGAGGCGCCGCGUUGGCCAUCAGCACGCGGGUCUUCAGAGGCGCCCGCAUCGGCGGCGGCGGCGGCGGCGGAGGCGGAGGCGGUGGUUCGUCGCGCUCUCGCGCUCGCGCAGGCCGCUCCGCCGGGCUUGUGCUCUUUGCUGGCGAGGCUGGAGCCGGCCGACGCCACUUGGCUACUCCUCGCGCAGCUCCUCGCCCCCGCCGUCGCCGCGCCGGAGGCCUUCGGGCUGGUCCUGCCGAUCGCGCUGACGGUGCGCGCGCGCGAGCGGUUGCGGGAAGUUGCGGAGGCGCUCGCCGCUGCCGCGGAAGAGAGCGGCGGCGGUGGCGGCGGCGGUGGCGGCGGCGGUGGCGGCGGCGGCGGCGGCGGCGGCGGCGGCGGCGGCGGCGGCGGCGGCGGCGGCGGCGGCGGUGGCGGCGGCGGUGGCGUCAACGGCGACGGCGCCUCCCUGCAGCGCCUCGUCUCGCUCUCUAGCAGCGAGGGCGGCGGGGCGGAGGAGGCGGCGGCGGCGGAGGCGAGGGGUGCCAUGGUGCGGGACUUGGCAUCCUUCUGUGUGGCCGAGGCGGCGCGUGCUGGGCGGGGCGCGGCGGGCGCUGGUGCUGGCGGCGGCGAGGGCGGCGAGGGCGGCGAGAGAUUCGAGGGCGGCGGCGACGCGGCCACGCUCAUGCGCGCCAGCCCUGUGCCUCCGGUGGAGCUGCCGCUGCCGCAUCUGCGUGCGCUCCUCUCCGCCGCCUCCGCCGCCUCCGCCGCCCGCCCAGGCUGGCUCCGCGCGCCAAAGCUGCCUCCGGGCAGCUACGACGGCGCCUCGUCCUCGGAAGAGGAAGGCGGCGGCGGGGCGGCGGCGGGCGAGGCGGAGGCGGAGGCGGACUGGGCGGCGCAGGCGCUGGAGGCGUCUCUCCCCGCGGCUGCGGUGGUGUCGGAGCUUGGAAUCACGUGGGGCGGCGAGGCUGUGGCGAUCGAGGCGCGCGGGAGGCCAGAGGCGGAAGAC